This is a messenger RNA of Pseudogymnoascus verrucosus, 653 nucleotides long. RefSeq lists its product as uncharacterized. The transcript is spliced from 4 exons. Lineage: Eukaryota; Fungi; Ascomycota; Leotiomycetes; Thelebolales; Thelebolaceae. Gene Ontology annotation, biological process: negative regulation of ATP-dependent activity. The record is from RefSeq and is a predicted model, not a curated record. Gene Ontology annotation, molecular function: ATPase inhibitor activity. Bases 97 to 381 code for a protein of 94 amino acids. Gene Ontology annotation, cellular component: mitochondrion.
GGGCUUCCAAGGAAACCUACCUCCACCUCCACCUCUAACUCAUAACCAUAUCAAUUCCACCCCCAAAACACCACACAACCCACAAACUCACAAAAUAUGUUCCGCCAGUCCAUCGUCAAGGCCACGCGCCCCGCGACCCGCGCAUUCGCAACCACCGCCCGCGCCAUGGGAGCCGGUGAUACCGGUUCUGUCCGCCCAUCUGGACAAACUGAUGCGUUCCAGAAGCGCGAGAAGGCGCAGGAGGAUUUCGCUAUCCGCCAGCGCGAGAAGGAGAAGCUCCUGGAGCUGAAGAAGAGACUCGAGAAGUCGCAGGAUCACAUCAAGAAGCUUGAGCAGGAUAUUGAUGAGUUCACCAAGAACCAGGGCGGCGAGCAAAACUGAUAACCGAUCUCCGUGGCGCCAUGACGAGUUGAGUUCGAAGAGAGGAGGAGGAGGAGGAGGAUUCACGUGGUGGCUGUGUUUAAAUAGUUGGUAACGGACAGAGAGGUCCUAUUGUACGGUGCAAUUAACAGUGUACCAUCACUGACGGCCCUCGGCCUGUGUAAACUCUCUACUGUCUCAUAUACAACUCUCACCUCACCCCCCAACUGCUACCUGCGACCGACACAUCUUCUUGAAUAAUACAAAUUUCUCCACUCUCGCAAAUACAUGGG